AUGGCGGAGUUUCAAGUUUCAACUGAUUCACCGUCCACCGAGUUGUCAGUAACGACAUCACCUGUCACUGCAGAAGUUGGCGAGAUCGAGGCGCCGUCAAACAUCUCGUCGCCAUCUUUGCCACAUGUUCGGCCGGUCGAAGAUGACGUGCUGCAGCGGUCAAGUCCGAUGUACAACACGGCAGCAGCGCAGUUUGACGGUGCCGAGUCUGAAAACUGUUCGACGAAACCAUCGGUCCACCAGGCAAAUGGUAUCCAGGAUAUGGUGGUGACCCGGGGCGGCCGCAGUGACGCAGUCACGAACACGACGGCAACCGCGGUACUUCCCAGACACGAUGUACUCGAUAUCGAGUUACCUUCCGUCGCAUCCAUGGGGGAGUUGCAAGUUUCGACAGAUUUACCGUCCACCGAGUUGUCAGUAACGACAUCACCUGUCACUGCAGAAAUUGGCGAGAUCGAGGCGCCGUCAAACAUCUCGUCGCCAUCUUUGCCACAUGUUCGGCCGGUCGAAGAUGACGUGCUGCAGCGGUCAAGUCCGACGUACAACACGGCAGUAGCGCAGUUUGACGGUGCCGAGUCUGAAAACUGUUCGACGAAACCAUCGGUCCACCAGGCAAAUGGUAUUCAGGAUAUGGUGGUAACCCGCGGCGGCUGCAGUGAUGCAGUCACGAACCCGACGGUAACCGCGGUAAUUCCCAAACGCCGGUCUCUGUGGGGCCGGACAAAGAGAUUCGUCCGGCGAAUGCUUUGUUGCGGCGCUAUAUCGGCAUAGACUACUGCGUGACCACUGACCAGUGUAUGUGCGUGUUUAUGCCGAGAUUGCUCCGCAUUUUUGUGUCCGGUUGAACUUGUUCGCCGGAAAAUCAGUUAAAAUCUUUUUACUUCCGCCAUUGUAUACGCGUUCAUUCUGAGUUCGCUCAGACGUUUGAACGUUUCCCCGAGUCACACGCACUGUACUGACUUUAGUUACCAUUUAAAUCGCACCGUUUGCGUCAUAGAUCUGCUGUGGAAAUGGUCGGUAAAUACUGCUGCCCUCCGCUCCUA
Metopolophium dirhodum (rose-grain aphid) is the source of this 1043-nucleotide messenger RNA. RefSeq lists its product as uncharacterized. Lineage: Eukaryota; Metazoa; Arthropoda; Insecta; Hemiptera; Aphididae. The transcript has a single exon. Bases 1 to 771 code for a protein of 256 amino acids. The record is from RefSeq and is a predicted model, not a curated record.